CUUGGUAAUCUCAUCUUGUGUACUUUGUAGUUUCCGAAAAUGCUUCCAACUGUGCGAUCGCGAAGUGAUUUUCUCUUCGUAUACUUUUGGCUAGGAGCGUUUUUAACGAUCCAGCCACUGUGUGCUAACGCAACCCAAUGUUUAACCUGCAAUCAUCCAAAAACUGGAUCGCCUCAAUGCGAGACACCCAUCAGGCUGACUGAUUUUGCACCUUCUGUCAAGGUAGCGGACCUUGUCCAAGCUGGCACACUAACAGAGUAUCGGGACUGCAGAGGUGGAUGCGGAAGACAAGUCUUCACAAUUAAUGAGGAAGCAUUUGUUUCGUUUGGAUGCAGUCGAGGAUAUUAUUAUGGGGAUAAACAACUAGAAAUGGACAACUGCCGCAGAAAUGAAAAGAAAGCAUUGUCCGGGACACAGGAUAUCCUGACCGUUCUCGACUGUUUUCGAUGCGAUGGCGACAAAUGUAACAGCCCGGAGAUCAAUCCCUUCCGGACGUCGGAUGUCAUUGCGGCGUCAGCUUCCCAUUCGGCAGUAAAAAAGUUUAAUCUGGGUUUUGUGACCGGUAAUGUGGUGGUAGAAGUCAUGGCACCAGAUGCUUCCAAAUCGACCAGCUGA
Messenger RNA from Paramacrobiotus metropolitanus, 615 nucleotides. RefSeq lists its product as uncharacterized. The record is from RefSeq and is a predicted model, not a curated record. The transcript has 3 exons. Bases 40 to 615 code for a protein of 191 amino acids. Lineage: Eukaryota; Metazoa; Tardigrada; Eutardigrada; Parachela; Macrobiotidae.